Molecule: messenger RNA, 698 nt
Organism: Linepithema humile (Argentine ant)
Lineage: Eukaryota; Metazoa; Arthropoda; Insecta; Hymenoptera; Formicidae
Product: coiled-coil domain-containing protein 12
Cellular component (GO): U2-type spliceosomal complex; post-mRNA release spliceosomal complex
Source: RefSeq, a predicted model, not a curated record
UAUCUUAUCAAGAAAUAAACAGAUCUGCACAUUUUACAAAUUUGUAUCCAUCAAGUUGGUAGCACUCUUUUACACGUGGUCACGUGAUUACUUCUAGUUACUUCUGGUUACCUAAAAUGUAAAUGUGUACCUAACCUCAAGAGAUGUUUUAAAAAUGAUAGAUGAAAAAAUAGGUUCGUUGGAAGAAGAAGCUCUAAAGAGAAAAGCACGGCUUCAAGCGCUUAAGAGGAAAAAUGAAGAAGGCAAGGAAACCGAGAACAACACAGGCGAAAAUUUACCAAAACCAAAAUUUCGAAGUUAUAAGCCCCAGGACGAAAGUUUGAAAAAUAAUGUGAUAGAAGAUGCAAAACCCGGAGAUGUAGAAACCAUAGUUCAAGAACAAUUGGACGCAGCCAGUAGCAAAGUGGUUAUUGAGGAAUUAGACAUCAGUAAUCUAGCACCUAGGAAACCUGAUUGGGAUUUAAAACGAGAUAUAGCCAAAAAAUUAGAAAUAUUAGAAAGGAGAACACAGAAGGCAAUAGCGGAAGAAGUGAGGGCACGUCUCAAACAAGGCCAACAAGAGCUAGCAGCUUAUGUCAAUGAACCUGGCAAAGUAUAAAAGUAUUACCACAAUAACAUAUAUUUUGUAUUAAUUUAUAUACUCUAAUUUUUGUAUGGAAUACAUAUCUACAACAAUAAUUAACAUUAUUCACUUGUAA